This is a messenger RNA of Puntigrus tetrazona (Sumatra barb), 2709 nucleotides long. RefSeq lists its product as uncharacterized. Gene Ontology annotation, biological process: protein localization to plasma membrane. Lineage: Eukaryota; Metazoa; Chordata; Actinopteri; Cypriniformes; Cyprinidae. Bases 1 to 2523 code for a protein of 840 amino acids. Gene Ontology annotation, molecular function: transmembrane transporter binding; GTP binding. The transcript has 13 exons. The record is from RefSeq and is a predicted model, not a curated record.
AUGAGGGAGGAGCGGCGCCUCUGCUGGACGCAGGUGGAAGUGCAGCUGAUGGAGGGCUCGAAGAGGAUCCUCCGCUCCAACGAGAUCCAGUUGCCGUCGAGCGGCCAGACGGAGACCGACCUGCAGCUCACGUUCUCCCUGCAGUACCCGCACUUCCUCAAGAGAGACGCCAACAAGCUGCAGAUCAUGCUGCAGAGGAGGAAGAGGUACAAGAACCGGACCAUCCUGGGCUACAAGACGCUGGCGCUCGGCCUCAUCAACAUGGCGGAGGUGAUGCAGCACCCCAGCGAAGGCGCUCAGGUCCUGGGUCUGCACAGCCAGCUGAAGGAGGUGUCCGUGCCCGUGGCUGAGAUCCGGGUGUACUCUCUGUCCAGUCAGCCCAUCGAUCACGAGGGACCCAAAGCCAAGAUGAACGAUCGAUCCCCGGACAUUGAUAACUACUCUGAGGAAGAGGAGGAGAGUUACUCGUCUGAGCAGGAGGGCAGCGACGACCCCGUUCAUCAUUAUCUAGAUGAUGAAGAGGACGAGGUGAGGAAGAAGAAGCCCAGACGCAAACUUACUUCAAACGCCUCCAUUACCAGACAACCGAACAUCAAGCAGAAGUUUGUGGCUCUGCUGAAGAGGUUUAAGGUGUCAGAUGAGGUGGGCUUCGGUCUGGAGCACGUGUCUCGUGAGCAGAUCCAGGAGGUGGAGGAGGACCUGGACGAGCUCUACGACAGUCUGGAGAUGUACAACCCCAGCGACAGCGGGCCGGAGAUGGAGGAGACCGACAGCAUCCUCAGCACUCCCAAACCCAAGCUCAGGCCGUUCUUCGAGGGAAUGUCUCAGUCCAGCUCUCAGACGGAGAUCGGCAGCUUGAACAGUAAAGGCAGUCUGAGCAGAGACCCCUUCAGUCCCGUGAAAAUAAGAGCUGUUGUUCUGGGGUGGCAGAAAUCCGACAAAGCCUUAGUGAUAAACAGCAUUUUAGGUGAUGAAGUCGAGACCGACAGAUACUUUGUGAAGUCUGUGAGGAAAGACGGUGAAGUGAACGGAAGGAAGGUGGCUCUGAUCAACACUCCUUGUUGGUGGGAGAAUUAUGAUUUGCUAGACUUUCCAGAGGCUGUUAAACGGGAGCUGGUCUGCAGCGUCUUCCUGUGUCCACCUGGGCCUCACGUCUUUCUGCUGGUCGUUAACUGCAGUUUGCCCUUUACUGAAGAAAACAGAUUCACCAUUGAGAAGCACCUCAGUCUCUUCGGCGAGAGAAUCUGGAAACACACCGUAGUGUUGCUUACGCGAGCCGAUGCGGUGAAGGGCAAAGAGCUCCAGCGGAUCGUACGGAGAUGCGGAGAAAGACAUCAUGCUUUUGAUUUAGAAAAAGGAGUCGAAGAACUGCUCGUGAAGAUCGAUGAUGUUGUGGCCGCAAACCAUGGGAAGCAUUUUGAAACGUGCGACGACGUGCUGCUUGACGUUCAGAGGAAGAGGGAUGAAACCGAAAGACGAGCAAUUGCCAAAGAAGGAGCGGUUCGGGACAAAAGAGACCUACUGAAAGAAAUAAGCGCUCCGCUCUCAGAGCUGAGAAUCGUUCUGCUGGGUUGGAUUCUGUCGGGAAAGAGUUCGGCCGGAAACACCAUCUUCGGCAGUGAAAUAUUUCCGAUACGAAGAACUCAAAAGUGUACGAGCCACACCGGCGUAGUGAAUGACAGGCUCGUAACCGUGUUGGACACUCCGGGCUGGUGGAAGUACUUCUCAUCUAAAGUCAACCCUGAAUGCACACGGACCGCGAUCCUGAAGAGCGUAGGUCAGUCUCGACGUAUGCAGUUCCCUCACGCCGUGAUCUUGGUGGUGCCUAUUGACACGUCGUUUAAGGACGAACAAAGACGGAUCAUCGCAGAGUAUAUGGUCGUUUUUGGAGAAGACGUCUGGAGGCACGCCGUGGUUUUGUUCACGUGGGGCGACAGGUUUCCAGACGUCUCGGUCGAGCAGCACAUUGAGAGCGAAGGAGAAGCUCUUCGGUGGCUGAUUCAGAAAUGCAGGAACAGGUACCACGUCUUUGACAACGCAGACGAGACCAACCGAGAUCAAGUCCCCGAGCUGCUCCGGAAGAUUGACGAGAUGGUGGCAGAAAACAGUCUGUUCUGUCUCGACCCUCAAGAAGAAGACCUUCUUGAGGCCGACACGCAGCGAGAAGAAGAAAUAAGCCUGGAUGCCGAGCUCGUGCUGCAGCUACUGCAGCAAGAGAUUAUAAAGAGGUUUAUGGGUAUCCAGAGUCGACUGAAGCACUCAGGGAUGGACUUCACUGGAUGUGCAGAGAGCAGAAGUCACCGUAGCAUUUCAGACCCUCCUAGCCUGUCAGCUGAUGAGAAACUCAGGGAAAAGAUGAGGAGAGAAGGAAGCAGAUGGGAGGUAACUUUAAUGGACACGUUUUCGAAGGAUCGGAUUUGCGAAGCAUCGUCCGAUUUCCACGAGAAGGUGAUGGGGUGGCUGCAAAGAUGUGAUGAAUACAGCUCGGUUGGAUAUGGAUCAAGCUCCAGCAUCAGCAGCUGAGAAGAUCCAGAGGCCAGAGGCAAGACAUUAAAAGCAGUUUACAGAAUACAGCACUCCGUUCAAACGUGUUUCUUAGUUUUGAACGUGUUUAAUAAUAUUUCUAACGAAUGAUUUGCGUUAUUGCAUGCUAUCCAAAAACUAUAUGACUAUUAUUUCAUGAAAAUUAAAAGUAACCUAAACUUGAAA